Molecule: messenger RNA, 1851 nt
Organism: Arvicola amphibius (Eurasian water vole)
Lineage: Eukaryota; Metazoa; Chordata; Mammalia; Rodentia; Cricetidae
Gene: Rom1
Product: retinal outer segment membrane protein 1
Exons: 3
Coding region: 406-1464 (352 amino acids)
Biological process (GO): visual perception
Cellular component (GO): membrane
Source: RefSeq, a predicted model, not a curated record
CGGGGGCGGGGACACACGGUUGACCUCUCACCCCGCUAGGCUCUAGCCGGGCUUCCGGGCCCCAGGCUCCCAGAGGACUAGGGAGGGGACGCAGGGCCUGAGGUCUGGGUCUCUACUAAACCCGGAGCCGGGCGUACCAAACUCUCACUUCCGCGAAAGGCCAGGGCGGGGUCACAAAAUGGGCUUUCUGCCUGGGGGCGGGGCCUUUCCUAAAGGGCAAGACUAAGGCAUCCUGAAUUGGGGCUAGGAGAGGGUUAUUAAGGCUGGAGUGGGAGGAUGCCCAGGGUAUUGGGGUCAGGAUGGCAUUAGUCCUGCUGAAGCCAGGCUGGGCUGACUCAGCAUCCUGCCUGCCCUAGCCAAUCCCCAGCCCCGACGGCUCCUCACUCCCUUGGGCAGAGAUGGGAGAUGGCGCCGGUGCUGCCCGUGGUCCUGCCCCUCCAACCCCGUAUCCGUCUGGCGCAGGGGCUCUGGCUCCUCUCCUGGUUGCUGGCACUGGCCGGUGGCCUCACCCUCCUCUGUAGCGGGCACCUCCUGGUACAGCUGUGGCACCUUGGCACCUUCCUGGCUCCCUCUUGUCCAUUCCCUGCCCUGCCCCAGACUGCCCUGGCAGCAGGAGCGAUGGCUCUAGGCACAGGACUAGGGGGCGCAGGAGCCAGCCAGGCGAGUCUGGAUGCAGCUCGAUACCCUCCCUGGCGAGGGGUCUUGAGUCCGUUGCUGGCGGCUGGCACUGCUGCAGGCGGAGGAUUGCUGGCCCUUGCCUUGGGGCUAACCCUGGUUUUGCCAGCGAGUCUGCACCAGGGACUGGAGGAAGGCCUGGAGGCUGCCUUGGCUCACUACAGGGACACAGAGGUGCCUGGACACUGUCAGGCCAAACGACUGAUGGAUGAGUUGCAGUUGAGGUACCACUGCUGCGGACGCCAUGGCUACAAGGAUUGGUUUGGUGUCCAAUGGGUCAGCAACCGUUACCUGGACCCCAGUGACCAAGAUGUGGUUGACCGGAUCCAGAGCAAUGUGGAAGGUUUAUACCUGAUUGAUGGCGUCCCCUUCUCCUGUUGCAACCCCCACUCACCCCGGCCUUGCCUGCAAAGCCAACUCUCAGACCCCUAUGCCCAUCCACUCUUCGAUCCUCGGCAACCCAACCUAAACCUCUGGGCACAAGGGUGCCAUGAGGUACUGCUGGGGCACCUGCAGGGAUUGUCAGGCACACUGGGAAGCAUGCUGGCUGUCACCUUCCUGCUGCAGGCUCUAGUGCUCCUGGGCUUGCGGUAUUUGCAGACAGCGCUGGAGGGGCUUGGAGGAGUCAUUGAUGGGGAAGGAGAGACCCAGGGCUAUCUUUUUCCUGGUGGGCUGAGAGACACACUGAAAACUGCCUGGCUACAGGGAGGGACUGCCCACAAGCCAGCACCUGAGGAGGCCCCACCAGAAGAGGAACCUCCCAAGGAUGAUCUACCUGAGGCCAUGUAACCUGAAAGGGGGGGGGGGCUUUUUAAUUUUUUGGUUUUUAGAGACAGGGUUUCUCUGUGUAGCUUUGGAACUCACACUAUGGACCAGGCUGGCCUUGAACUCACAGAUACCCCACCCCCUCAGCCUCCCAAGUGCUGGGAUUAAAGCCACCACCGCCCAGCAAAUGUACAAUUCUUUACUAGGGCUGAGGAAGGGAAGGUCCUAAGCUUACAGGAGUUAGAGCAGUCAGAGACAGACUGGAAUGAAGAGGAGUCUGGGUGUCCUGGAGCCCAGCCUUUGCAGCCAGAACCACCAAGACUGAGAACAGAUCAGGGUGACAAGAAAGUGACGCAGAAUGGCCUGGAGACUGUUGCUAGUACACAGAUUCUACAAUAAAGUUUUUGGAUC